Penicillium antarcticum is the source of this 2547-nucleotide messenger RNA. Its product is annotated as transcription factor domain-containing protein. Lineage: Eukaryota; Fungi; Ascomycota; Eurotiomycetes; Eurotiales; Aspergillaceae. Gene Ontology annotation, molecular function: DNA binding; zinc ion binding. Gene Ontology annotation, biological process: DNA-templated transcription. Bases 1 to 2547 code for a protein of 848 amino acids. The transcript is spliced from 6 exons. The record is from RefSeq and is a predicted model, not a curated record.
AUGAAACCAGAUGAUGAGGCCGGUAUGAAUAGGGUGCUGGAUACCCUUCAGAUUCCGCGUGGGUUUCCUCAGACGUCGGGGGCUGCCGUUCCUGUUCUCCAGAAAACGCCGCCUGCUGAGACAAAGGCUCCUGUAGUCGCCGGUCAAUCUCCUUCUCAGAGUCCGGCCGCUGCUAGUCCCGGCGUUCCAAACCAGACGACAGAACUGCUUGCUCCAGGUGUAUCGUCAGCGCAGGAUACGUCUUCUAGUGGACAGUUCCCUUCGCCUGAGGGCUGGAACCCCUUUGGAAUGGUGCGCGGUGCCUCCGACAAUCAGAACUUCGUUCAUUGGGGGUUUACAUUGCCAACGGCGGAGAGCCUGGACAACAUCUAUGCCAAUCUAAAUGCAGGCUCCGGUGGUCCUGGUGUCCAUGUACCCGGAAUGCCUAUCAACAACGGACUCAGUCCAGAUAGUCUACAGCUGGGAAUAGACAUGGUCCCGCAAGCUAAUACUCAACUGGGCCAGUUACCACCCGAUGCGGAGCAUGAUUCGGACAGCGGAGAAGAAGACGAGGCAGAGAACGACGUCAUCGAGCAAUUAUCCCAUCGUAUCGGAACUCUGAAGAUUGCCGGAGAUGGUCACCUCCGAUUCUACGGUGCAACUUCUAAUCUUAACCUGGUGGAUGUGUCUGCGACUCAGCAGCGCCAGCGACCAGAUGCGCGUACUGUCCGUCAUGAUGGUCAGGAUAUUUUGAAUCAUCUUAGGGUUGGACAGCCUGUUGACCAGGCUCUUGAGGAUCAUCUUGUGGAGCUUUACUUCACCUGGCAGAACCCUAGCACCUAUGUUGUUGAUAAAGAGAUGUUUAUGACUGCACGAUCUAAAUGGCGAAAUGAGUUUGAUGAUACUCCUUUUUACUCGGAGGUUUUGACUAAUGCGAUGUGUGCAAUUGGGAGUGCUUUCGAAGCACGGUACCACCCCACUUUCAUCACGUUCCCCAAAUCUUUGUCUGAGUUCUUUGCAGACCGAGCUAAGGCUCUGCUGGAAAUUGAGCUUGAUUCUCCUUGUGUCGCGACUGUCCAGGCUUUGGUUAUCAUGAGCUGUCACGAGGGAGCUUCGAACCGUGAUGCGCGCGGUUGGCUGUAUAGCGGAAUGUCAAUGCGUCUCGCUUUCGACCUUGGUCUCCAUUUGGAUAUGUCAGCAUACGUCAGUAGGGGCGAUAUCACUCAAGCCGAGGCUGAUGUACGCCGUGCGGCCUUCUGGGGAAGCUAUGUUGCUGACCAUUUCUGGGGCUUUUACUUGGGACGCCCAUUCCGCAUGAACGCUGGCGACAUCAGUGUGCCGAAACCUGCUUCUUCUCUCGGGCCAGAAAAGGAAGAUACAUGGCAUCCAUACGGGCACCAAGCUGCACAAGGAAUGCUUCAAAAUGGGAUAAAGAAUCCUACGGAAUUGAUUUGCAGGCAGUUUGUUGUGUUGUGGGAGAUGAUUUCUCCAGUUGGUCAUAUCUUGUAUGGAUGUUCUGAUAUCUCUCGGCAUGACUUGCAAAGAUUAUGCUACCAAGUAACCGAAGAUCUGUUCGCUUGGAAAGAGAAUCUACCAUCCAGUCUAGAGAUUGACCUGGACGAUGAUAUCUCACCCAAACUACCUCAUCUAAUGAUGCUUCACAUGCAGUACCACCAAAUCAUCAUCUUCUUCCACCGGCCCUGGCUCUCUAAGAGCUAUAUCCAACCCCAAGCUCCGCGACAAGGCCCAGGCUACCACCACGCACGCCGGAUGUGCGUUGAAUCUGCCACAGCCGUCGCACGCCUCCUCCACCUCUACGAAAAGCACUACACCUUCCGCCGCAUGAACAACCAAGUCGUAGCGAUAAUCUUCAGCGCAGCCCUAAUGCUCCUCUUCGUAACAGUCUCCAGUUCGCCCAUGAGCCCCGGCAAGUCCGGCAACAGCCCAACUUACCCCCGCAGCGCCGAGAUGGUUGCCUAUCUCAACCUCUGCUUCCGCGCUCUCGAUGAGCUAGGCCAAUCCUUCGAAAAUGCCAAGCGAACGCGCGACUACCUUGUUACUCUUCAACGUCGUUGGCAAGCACACAUGCGUCGCUCAGGUUCAGCCACGAAGCGCCAGAUCAGCAGUGCGAAUCUGCAAUCAAUGUCUUUACACCCUCCAACUAAACAAUAUGGUCGCGCUGCCAAUACCCAGGGGGUAGAAUCACGCAAGAAAUCUCGUUUGUCUGUUUCUGAGCCUCAACCUCAUAUGCAAUCGGCCUCGGCUAUGCCACCUAGUCACCAACAUCAUCUCCCUCAACAAUCUUUUCCGCAUCAACAACAACCCUAUCAAACGCCCUUCUCCACCUCUCAGCUCGGUGACCUAGACUGGAUCCGAGACUCUGACUUACGCCUUCUAUCCGAAACGCAUGGCGCGAAUGGAAAUACCCAUGCGCCUCCUAAUGGCAUGGCUCACAUGUCUUCGCGGCCGUUCCCUGAUGAUCCUAAUAUGCUGGCUGAUCUUGGGGAUAUUGAUGGGUGGUGGCAGCCGCAAAAUGAUACACCCGGUAUGGGAGGACCGUCUUUAUAA